CUUCUCUCUCUUUUUCCCUCUUUAUUAUUUUGCUCUUGUUCCAUAUCAUGCAAAACAUGGUUGCUCCUUUUACAAACUCUCAGUAUGGAAAAUUUGCUACCACCUCUCGAUUAAUAUCUUGUCUUAUUAUCGAGAAUUUAGCCACGGCCUACUACUAUUCUUGCCCUGAGGAAGAACAGCAGAUGGUAGGCUUGUGUCUGGUACUACGAACACGACGCGAUUCUCGGGACGAAGAUGAAAAGCAUACUUCACUAACUACUAAAGACCUUUUGGCAGUGGUUCCUUUACGUGGCAUUCCCGAACUGAACUCCAGCGAAGCUGCUGCUUUAACCCUCCCUAAUGGUGUCCAAUGCCCUAAAAUCGAACUGCUUGAUCCAUGGGAUAUGCUAGCCCCCCAUAUUUUUGGUCUCUACUGUGAUGACAGCUCUCCAAACCCAAAACAUUCCCAGGGCGUCCGAACUCUGGUUACCAAAGCGCUUGAGACGAUAGGAUUAUUGAAAGAAGAUCAAGAUAUAAUGGUUGGCUAUGAUGCAGUACAGCUGUGGACCAAGUUCUCGCGUGAUUAUGGCGUAUCUGAGACGGAGGAUUCAAAGGCGAUUGCAUCGGAAGUAGCCAACUCCAUCAUCCAUCAAACAUAUACUUAUGAUCAUCCAAAGCCAUUACCCACGCUCGAGUCACCACCCUACCAGUGGGAGCAGCUGAUAUUUGAGGGUCAUCCAUAUCAUCCGAUGCACAAACUUCGGAUCAGCGCGCCACCAUUACCGCCUGUGGAGCCAGGACAAGUGGAUUGGGACACUCCGAAAUUGCGUCUUGUCGCGAUCCCUAAAGAAUCCAUCACGCUUCGCGGCGAUUUUGAGCAACGCGCUACGCCCUUGAUCGACGCCAUGUUGCAACCCACGGGCAAAGUUCAGGAUCAGCGUGCCAAAUAUGCUGGUACCCAUGUCUUUAUGCCUGUGCACGAGUUCCAGGUACCCAACAUCCAAGCCAAGUUCAAGGACGCGCUUGUAUUCCCCGAAGCCAACAGCGUCACUGCCCACUGCUUGACAUCGAUUCGGACCGUUGCUGUGCCAGACGUUCUUAAAGAAUUAACCGUCAAGCUGUGCGUAGGCAUCAAGGUGACUUCGGCGCUCAGAAUCAUCUCCGUGUAUUCAACUUAUUUCGGUCCUGGGUUCUCGACACAUGUGGUCCCUCGACUUGUGUAUGACCGCUCGAUUUUGACAGUGGAGCGGGAUUUGGCAAGUGCUAUUUAUCACCAUGACGAUCCUCACGUGGCCAAGCAUUGCAGCUGUAUCUUGCGUGAAGCUGUGGAAUAUCCAUCCAAUCCAGUGAAUAGUGAUGCAUUUGUUGUGACGGGUGCAUUGGUGGAGAAAAUCCAAAAGCCAGGUACGGACGAAACGUUGGUUACGCAUGUCUGGAAGUUGGACACGGAGGAAAAGCGUGCUGCUUUUUUGGACAGAUAUAUUGAAUUGGCACUCAAGGCAUUUAUCCCACCAUGCCGUGAAAAUGGUGUUGCCUUUGAAGCGCACGGACAGAACACGGUGGCACGAUUUGACAAGGAGACGGGAGUAUUGAAGGGUUUUGUGAUUCGUGAUUUUGGUGGCCUUAGUAUCCAUCGCGAAACACUGGAAAAAUCAUGUGACGCUGAGCUAGAUGUUUUGCCAGAUAGCUCUAUUGUUGCUGAAUCCAUGGAUCUAGUCUACAAUCGCCUUUAUCAUUCCUUGUUUCAUACUCAUCUGCAGAGAUUGAUUCGGGUACUGGGCAUGCAUCAUAAUGGCCGUGGCUGGGAAAUGGUGCGUCGCUAUUUUACUGAGCUGGUGCCCAAGAAUGAUCCCAUGUACGCUUAUUUCAUGGAACAAAGCAAAGUAUCGGGCAAGUGCCUGAUAUCCAUGAAACUGGACGGUCUGUACCGUGACGACAUCUUCCGACCGUUCCCUAAUGUUAUCCUUACUCCAAGACAUGCUUAACAAACCUACUAUAUUAAUUAUAUUCUGUAUUAUAAAUAACUUGUAAUUGUAGCUAUAUAGAGCUACCAAAACUGUACUGCAGUAGAAUUAUACUAUUUUAUAAUUUUGAUAUGGGAGUCAUAAGAG
Molecule: messenger RNA, 2090 nt
Organism: Zychaea mexicana
Lineage: Eukaryota; Fungi; Mucoromycota; Mucoromycetes; Mucorales; Lichtheimiaceae
Product: IucC family-domain-containing protein
Exons: 5
Coding region: 48-1964 (638 amino acids)
Biological process (GO): siderophore biosynthetic process
Source: RefSeq, a predicted model, not a curated record